Molecule: messenger RNA, 339 nt
Organism: Chondrus crispus (carragheen)
Lineage: Eukaryota; Rhodophyta; Florideophyceae; Gigartinales; Gigartinaceae
Exons: 1
Coding region: 1-339 (112 amino acids)
Source: RefSeq, a predicted model, not a curated record
AUGUUCGCCAGUCGGCAGAAUAGUGCUCUUCGUUCCUUGUCGUUCAGUCUAGGUGCACAUGGACAUAUCGGCUCGUACAGCACAGCUCUUUGGGGAAGUUUCUCAGUAGACACAUUUUCGUGCGUACCACCGCUGCCGACAGAAGAGUGGAGCACUGUACCUUUUCUAGUUGCAGAGCGUUCCACACACAAUCCUACCAACGCCAUCUGCCGCCACGUCGCGCCCUCCAGCGUCCGCAUCCAAUCCCCCGCCACGCCGCGCCCCGCGCCCCGCGCCCCGCACUGCCAAGUCUGCAGCCGCGCGACUCGCGAGCAGCGCCCCGCGACCGGCGCACGCUGA